AUGGUGGGGAUGGGCCCGAAUGCGCUGAAACCACCCUUCUCAGCACUCUCACCCCCUGUAUCCCCCGACUCAGGUCCUCGUUCAGCUCCCGCAGGUCCCUCGACCGGCUAUAAUAGCACCUCCACUGACACCCAAAUUCUCCACAAUCAACGCCUCGAGCUGCAGGAUCGUCUCAAGCGUCUCUCUCAUCAGGAUCCUCUCUAUUUCGAUCCUGCUCUGCUCCCAUCACCAUCUGCGCGCGACAACAAUAGCAGUCCCGGCACCUGCGCCAACCCCCCGACUCUUCACAGCAUCUUUGAGAACUUUAGCACCGAGCCCUUUCGCAAGCUGCGGCCCCCCGAGCGCUACCCCGGCGAGCAGGGCGACCCGUACACAGAUCCCCGUGUCCACCCUCUCCACGCCCCCAUUGGCACCGCCUCCUCCUCCUCAACUGCCGCAGCAUCACCGCCGCCGGCGCCAUCCACCUCGACGCGUAGCCGCAUCUGCCAAUCGUCUGCUGCUGCUUCUUUCUCCUUCUCCGACCAUUCAUCCCGCCCUCCCGCCGCGACGCGGCGAUCCAGUGGCUCCGGCCCUGCCAUCCGCCAGGUCAAGACGCCUCCCCAGGCGCACUUUGUCCUCGACCCUCCUCCCGAGUUUGGCAUUCCCUCGCCGCCCACCAUGGUCAAUGCCCGCAAGAUUUGGGUUCGCCGGCCCGGUGCCUCGCCUACCCUGAUCACCAUUUCCGAGGACGAUCUUGUCGACGAUGUCCGCGACAUCAUCCUUCGCAAGUACGCCAAUUCGCUCGGCAAGACGUUUGAUGCCCCCGACCUGCAUCUUUGCGUCCACCCCCGCGACCAAAAGGACCGCCUACUGCAGCCCGACGAGCACAUGUGCCGGACUCUUGACAACUUCUUCCCCGGAGGUCAAACAGUAGACGAUGCCAUCCUCAUCGAUAUCCCGCGUAGGACGCCCAAAGCCUCGCCGCAUCCGGUCCAACUCGGACACGGCCAACAGCAGCACCACGUUCCCCACACCGCCGCCGCGAUAUACUACACCGAGGAUGGUCGGCCGCUUGAGUCUGGCGAAGGCUAUUUCCCUCCCGUCGGAGCUCUGCCCUCGCCGCAUAUGCAGCUCGCCAUGCCAGCCACAGCUGUCCACGGCGGUCAACCACACUCAAUUGCCGUCAUAGGAUCUGGUCACCUUCCUACAAUCCCGUCACCAGGAGGGUUACGCCCUCGUGGCCAUCGCGAACAGACCGGCCGUCCUCGAGUCGCCCGCACACACACGUCCACGUCGGCCAUGAAUGGAAGUCAUGGUAACUACAGCCAUGGUACGCACCAACUCCACCCCCGACUAGCCCACUCGCGCACUCAUUCAAGCUCUUCAGAUCCCGUUGGCAUGCCUCCUGGCACUGUCUCUGUACCUAUGCCAUCUCCUGGCCACGAACACGUGUAUUCUUCCUCUGGCCGCGUUGGUAUCCCGUCGCCCCGGAUGCUCGAGACUCGAUCAGCCAGUAACCGUCCCAAGCGACGCCCAAAGAAUGUCGAUUUUGCUGGUAGUGCUGUGGUGGCAGCGGUUCCUCCCAUCAGCAUACUCAUAGUCGAAGACAAUCCCAUCAACCUCAAGCUCUUGGAAGCCUUUGUCAAACGCCUCAAGGUCCGCUGGCAGACCGCCACCAACGGACGGGAAGCUGUCAAGAAAUGGCGGACUGGCGGCUUCCACUUGGUUCUCAUGGAUAUCCAGCUUCCUGUCAUGAACGGUCUCGAGGCUACUCGCGAAAUUCGCAGACUGGAGCGAGUCAAUUCGAUUGGCGUCUUCUCCUCGGUUCCCACCACACCUCAAGAGGAACUCGCUCUCGAAUUAAAUGAUAAAGACCGCCUCGAGAAUCGACAUCAUUUCAAAGGGCCAGUUAUUAUUGUGGCACUGACAGCCAGCUCAUUGCAAAGUGACCGACAUGAAGCCCUCGCAGCCGGCUGCAAUGACUUUUUGACAAAGCCCGUCAACUUUGUUUGGCUUGAGCGAAAAGUCACAGAAUGGGGAUGCAUGCAGGCUCUCAUCGACUUUGACGGCUGGCGUGCCUGGAAGUCAUUUGCCCUCGCUGAGGAGGAGGCCAAUAAGAAGGCAGCGGCAGCAAAGAGCAAGGCUAAGAAAUCUCGCUCUUCACUUGCUGCCCAAAUUUAG
Molecule: messenger RNA, 2160 nt
Organism: Beauveria bassiana ARSEF 2860
Lineage: Eukaryota; Fungi; Ascomycota; Sordariomycetes; Hypocreales; Cordycipitaceae
Product: putative response regulator protein
Exons: 3
Coding region: 1-2160 (719 amino acids)
Biological process (GO): osmosensory signaling via phosphorelay pathway
Cellular component (GO): Mcs4 RR-MAPKKK complex
Molecular function (GO): protein kinase activator activity; phosphorelay response regulator activity
Source: RefSeq, a predicted model, not a curated record